AUGGGAGAUGGCCUCGUCUGCUGCGAAUUCAGAAAACCCGGCGACAAUAACAAGAAAGUUAACAGAAUUGGAAAUGGAAAAGAUAAAAAGAAAGGCAAGAACAAUAAACUCAAUGUUCAGGAUGAAAAAAUACAUGAUGAAGGCGGAGAUGAAAAGGAGAACAUUGUUAAGAAAAAAGAGGUUAAAGGAGGUAAAAAUAAAGACAAAAAGGAAAAGAAGAAACAAACGAAAACGGCAAAUAAAAAAGAUGGAAACAAGAACAAAAACAAAAAGGGAAAUGGCACAUCAAAAAUGACAGGAGACAGAAAUCUAGGGUCAAAGACAACUCAAAAGAAUAAUGAAAAAACAAGAGGAAAGGGUAAACCACAAAGGCAAAAUAAAAAUAGCGGAAUAUCAAAACAGAAGCAGUCUGGAGGAGCGAAAAAGCAACAGAGAGGGAAGGAGAAUAAGAAAGGAUCUACAGCCAAACUUUGCGCUGAAAAGGCAGGCAGAUGCAUUCGUAAGAGCCAAUGCAACAUAAACAAAGGAAAGCAGGACUGCACGUACGGCGUUUGUUGUACUGAUGCAAAGAGGUCCGGCUCCUCGAAAAACCUGAAGAGGAAUAGAUGCAACCCGAAGGACUGUGUCAAGAAGAAGCAAUGCAACAUCCCAAAUGCAAAACAGAAAAGUUGCAACCAAGGUUUCGUGUGUUGCACCAAGAGAAACAGAAAUCUAAAUGGAAGCAACGGAUGUAAAAAUUCUGGGGGUCAGUGCAAGAGGAAAAAUAAAUGCCAAGGAAAAAUCAUCAACGAGAAAUGCCCAGGCAACACCAAAUGUUGCGUGUCGGUGGUGAAAAGUAACAGGCCAGCUUAUUCCUGCGAGGAAAAGAAGGGCCAGUGCCAAACUACUUGUAAGAAAGGCACUAUUCGCAUGAAAGGAAAAUGUCCCGGGAAUAACGUGUGCUGCGGAGCCAAGAGUGUCUCGGCCGGGCCCAGAGCAAAUCAGACAGUUGAGAAAAGGAAAAGCUGCAAGCGGAUGGGAAUGAAGUGCAAACCUAAAUGCAAGACAUUCACUAAUGAUCUCUGCAAGAGUCUCUCCGGUCAGUGCCGAAAGAAAUGUAAAGAAGGCGAAAAUUUGGUGGCAAAUGGUUGCACUUCAGAUAAGUGCGUCUGCUGCGCAAAGGGAAAUAUGACAACUACAACUGAAUCAACGAAUGCUUCUACAAGCCAGGGACCUAAUCCAACAAAUGUUCCCACGUCACCAAAUCCUGACUCAACAAAGGCCCCUACAUCUCAGAAGCCUGAUUCAACAGAAGCCCCAACAUCUCAGAAGCCUCAUUCAACAGAAGCCCCUACAUCUCAGAAGCCUGAUUCAACAAAUAUAACUUCCACAUCUCUUAAGCCUGACAUGACCAAGUCUCCUACUCCUACGCCUGACAAAACAAUCGCUCCUACAUCCAAGAAACCCGACACAACAAUCGUUCCGACGUCCAAGAAACCUGACGAAACAGUUGCCCCUACAUCCAAGAAACCUGACACAAUCGCUCCUACAUCCAAGAAACCUGACACAAUCGCUCCUACAUCAAAGAAACCCGACACAACAAUCGCCCCUACAUCCAAGAAACCUGACGAAACAGUUGCCCCUACAUCCAAGAAACCUGAGACAACCAUCGCUCCCACAUCCACAAAACCUGGCACCACCAAAGCUCCUACUUCUACGAUUCCUGACACAACAAUAGCUCCUACAUCACCGGCUUCUACAUCAAACCCAACUACAACUAUCAGCGCGGUCACCACUACAUCUGUUACUCCAACUCCAAGACUACCACAGAUAUACAGGCAAAUUGCCGAACUAGAAACUGUAAGAAAUAAAUUAAAUUCCCUCUUAAAGAACUUAUAUAGUCUAUACAACGGAAUCCAAAAUGCGCUAAAUGCAGCAGUAACUAGAAAACGCAGAAAAACCAGAGAUUUGGCUACCGAUAUAAGUACAUUUAUUACAGAUACACAGGCUCUUCUAUCGAAAAUCACAAAUUAUGUAGAUCAAAGAAAUACAACAAGCAUAGACUCCUCAACUACUGAAACUGAAACACUUGUGGUAACAGUGAUUACAAUCAAAGUUUCUGUUAAAUCUAACCCCAGUAAUUUGACUAGUGCCCAGAAAACCAACCUGAAGGCUCUCCAGACUUCAAUUGAAAACGAAGAAGAAAAUGUUGAAGACGAAAUCAGUAGUAUUGAUAAAGAAAUCGCUGCAUUGAAUAAAGAGGCUUUAACAGAAGGUGGAACCACACUUCAUGUAACGACUAUUUCAAAAGAAGAAGUAACAGAAGCAUCAGUCCAAUCUACUUCAUCAUCUGGUUCUAAAACUUCAGCAUCUGAAGGUGAAUCAACAUCAAGUCGUGAAUCAUCAUCAAGUGGAGCAUCAACAACUGGUUCAACAGCAGCAGCAGGCUCUACAAACGGAGAUUCUGCCACAACAACAACUACAGAAAGUGGCACUACCGAAGAUCCUUUGCCUGCAAUCUACAGAAAAUUGGCAGAACGAAAGUCGGUCUAUCAAAGCCUAAAUAAAGUAUCAACAGGUCUUAAUACUCUAAACACAAAAGUAAGUAAUUUGAAAAAUGCAGGACGUAGGAGACAUCGAAGAGAAGCACAGUCAGCAUCAUCAGUAGGAUCUACCACUUCUACUGGAGGAUCAACAAGCGGGUUUACUUCAAGUCCAGCUGGAGGAUCUUCCACACCUACUGGAGGAUCAACAAGCGGGUUUACUUCAAGUCCAGCUGGAGGAUCUUCCACUCCUACUAGAGGAUCAACAAGUGGGUUUACUUCAAGUCCAGCUGGAGGAUCUUCCACUCCUACUAGAGGAUCAACAAGUGGGUUUACUUCAAGUCCAGCUGGAGGAUCUUCCACACCUACUGGAGGAUCAAACGGGUUUACUUCAAGUCCAGCUGGAGGAUCUUCCACACCUACUGGAGGAUCAACAAGCGAGUUUACUUCAAGUCCAGCUAGAUCUUCCACUCCUACUGGAGGAUCAACAGGCAGGUUUACUUCAAGUCCAGCUGGAGGAUCUUCCACACCUACUGGAGGAUCAACAAGUGGGUUUACUUCAAGUCAAGCUGGAGGAUCUUCCACACCUACUGGAGGAUCAACAAGUGGGUUUACUUCAAGUCCAGCUGGAGGAUCUUCCACACCUACUGGAGGAUCAACAAGUGGGUUUACUUCAAGUCCAGCUGGAGGAUCUUCCACACCUACUGGAGGAUCAACAAGCGGGUUUACUUCAAGUCAAGCUGAAGGAUUAACCUCUCCUACUGGAGGAUCAACAGGCAGGUUUACUUCAAGUCCAGCAGGUGGAUCUUCCACCCCUACUGGAGGAUCAACAAGCGGGUUUACUUCAAGUCAAGCUAGAGGAUCUUCCACUCCUACUGGAGGAUCAACAGGCAGAUUUACUUCAAGUUCAGCUGGAGGAUCUUCUACUCCUACUGGAGGAUCAACAGGUGGGCUUACUUCAAGUCAAGCUAGAGGAUCUUCCACUCCAACUGGAGGAUCAACAGGCAGGUUUACUUCAAGUCCAGCUAGAGGAUCUUCCACUCCUGCUGGAGGAUCAACAGGCAGGUCUACUUCAAGUCCAGCUGGAGGAUCUUCCUCUCCUGGAGGAUCAACAGGCGGGUUUACUUCAAGUCCAGCUGAAGGAUUAACGUCUCCUACUGGAGUAUCAACAGCAACUCCAGCUAGAAGAUCAACGACAGCACCUGUUGGACCAUCGACGACAACUACUGGAAUAUCAACUCCAACUGGCAGAUCUAUUACCAACCCUACUGGGAGAUCAACUAUUCUUACAGGGGGAUCAACCAUUCCUACUGGAGGAUCAACUGCAACUCCAAUUGGAAGAUCAACUACAACGCCUACUCAAGGAUCAUCAUUAACACCUAGUGGAUCAACGAAAACUUCUCCUACAAGACCAACCAUAACUUCAGCAUUUGGAUCAACUGAAACUCCCACUGCUAGAUCUACUGUAACAUCUGCUGGAGGAUCAACUUCAGCUCUUUCUGGAAAAUCACCGGCUACUUCUGCUGGGGGACCAGCAACAUCAUUAUCAUUUGCAGCAACAGUCAGUUCUGGUUCUUCAAAUGCACAACAAUCAGCUUCAUCUGGUGCUGCCAUUCAAAACACUGACUCAAAUAAAACUACAACAAUUACUUCCUCGACUGUAGAUCCUGAAGCCAAAUUCAUUUCUGAUUUACUUAGUGAUUUGAACACCCUACUGAACAGUGUGAAAAAGGCCACGGCUGUUGCUACCACUCUAACUUCAUUCAUAAGUACCAUGGCUACCCUUGCCACACAGUUAGAAACCACAAAAACAUAUGUUGAAGCUGACAGCAGUCUCUUAUCAAGCAGUGUUUUGUCUUCACUGAAUUCGAUGUCUACACUAAUAACAGAAGCUAAUACAACUAUAAAUACUUUGAAAACCGAAGUUCAGGCAGAGAUAGAUAGUUGGAAUAGUAAGGCUCAACAGUAUGGUGGAACCACACUGAAAGUAGAUGAAGUCACCUUUGAUUCUGCCACAACUGUCGUUGCUAAGUGUAAGUUAACAUAA
This is a messenger RNA of Macrobrachium nipponense, 4569 nucleotides long. RefSeq names its product mucin-2-like. Bases 1 to 4569 code for a protein of 1522 amino acids. Lineage: Eukaryota; Metazoa; Arthropoda; Malacostraca; Decapoda; Palaemonidae. The transcript is spliced from 6 exons. The record is from RefSeq and is a predicted model, not a curated record.